AUGUAUUAUCCUAAGCCCGAAGUGAGCGACAUGUUGCCGACGUACGCGUCAAUAUCCAUAUCGUCGUCAUCGUCGGAUUUCACGGGUCCGUCUUUUUUGUUGGAGCCUCCAGGGAAAUUCGAGUUCUCCAACACGACGGGUGCGUGGAUUGAUUGCACCGCUGCUGGACAUCCGGCCCCGCACAUCCGGUGGCUGAUGUCCGAUGGGACGCCCGUGCCGGACGUUCCGUCGCUCCGACAAGACAUGUCCAAUGGCACACUGGCUCUAUUGCCGUUCCCGCCAGCAAUGUACAGACAGGACGUGCACAGCUCCGUUUACCGAUGCUUAGCCACCAACGAUGUUGGAGCCAUCGUCAGCCGUGACGUACACGUCAGAGCUGUUGUGGCUCAAGAUUACAACCUUGAGGUUCGCGUGGUAAACGGAGGAUCUGCCAAAGGAUGUACUGCUGUAUUGGAAUGUGUGACACCGACGUUUAUGAAAGAUUUAGUCAAGGUUGUAUCCUGGCUUCAAGAACCAGGAUUCUAUAUCUACCCAUCGUUGCAAGGAGACGGAAAAUAUCACGCGAUGCACACUGGUGAACUGCUGGUUCACAAUCUUGAAUCGAGCGAUCAAUUCUCGUCUUAUACGUGCCAAAUGAUGCACACUCUGACUAGAAAGUUGACGACCAGCACACCGGCCAACAUUGUGGUUCACGAGGCCGCGGGAAAUGAGAUGGUCGAAAUCGUCGCUCACAAGAGUUCGGUCCGCGUUGCCCAAGACGAAGGUGCCGUGCUCACGUGCAUCACGAUCGGAUGUCCACAUCCUCAUUUCAGGUGGUACCACGUACUGGAUGAGAACGAACCGACACUAUUGGAGACGGGCUUAGGUACUAGGGUGCUUGGUCAGGUACUUUCCAUAGAAGCGGUCAGGCCAGAAGACGCGGGAACUUACAGGUGUUCGGCCAACAAUGACGCCGGACAGACUAGCGCAGACACAAGACUAGAUGUAGUUGUGCCACUUGAAGUACAGAUCAGCCCGGCCACAGCCACGGUCAGCUUGAACGGGCAAACUGAGCUGAGAUGCAUGACAUCUUCGUCGAAUGACGGACCGCAUUCGAUCACUUGGUACAAGGACGGAAGAGUGAUGGCGGGCAGAGCGCAGAGGGAUGUCCURAGACUCGUGUCAGUUAGCCGAACUGAUUGCGGCACGUAUCAGUGUCUGGUGCGCAGAGGCGACGGGGAGACGGCACAGAGCGCGGCCACCGUACGCUUGGGUGACGCCCCACCGAUUAUGGAGUACACGUUCAUUGAGCAAACUCUACAACCUGGACCGACUGUGUCGUUAAAGUGCAGCGCAUCUGGAAACCCUACACCAACAAUGGUCUGGUCGCUUGAUGGUUUUAAAUUACCAGAUCAUCCAAGAUAUUUAAUUGGCCAAUAUGUUACGUUGCAUGGAGAUAUUGUUAGUCAUUUGAACAUUUCACAAGUUUUGGUGGAAGAUGGAGGUGAAUAUACAUGCACAGCCAAUAACCGAGUAGGAACUACUUCUCAUUCUGCUAGGCUUAAUAUAUAUGGUGAUCCGUACGUGAGACCGAUGAACAAGAUUACAGCCGUGGCCGGAGAAAAUAUGAAGAUAAAAUGUCCGGUAGCCGGAUACCCGAUCAAUGAGAUUCGAUGGGAAAAAGAUGGUAAGGAGUUGCCGGAGGACCUAAGGCAGAAGACCGACUUACAGCUGGGCGUGCUGUCCGUGCUAUCCGUGCAAAAAGGCGUGGACUCGGGAUCAUACACAUGCAUAGCAAAUAACAAACACGGACAUUCAGCUAAAAUGACUACCACAGUGGACGUGAUCGUACCUCCCGUAAUUGAGCCUUUUAAUUUCCCCGGCGACGGGCUGGUAGAAGGCACGCGGACGAGGGUCGUGUGCGGCGUGAGCCACGGCGAUCCUCCGCUGAGCAUCGCGUGGCUCAAGGACGGCGCGCCCGUCCUGCUGCAGGACGGCGGCGGCGGUGGCGGCGGUGAGGACCCGUCGGCCGCCGUCGCCACUGCCGCUGCGUACUCCAGUUUGCUCAGCAUUCCCAGGCUCACUCGACACCACACCGGCCGGUAUACCUGCCAGGCCCAAAACCCCGCGGCCCAGGUCAGGUACACGGCCGCGCUGCUAGUCAAAGUGCCGCCAAAGUGGACCAUCGAACCGACGGACGUGGACAUCGAAAGGAACCGACAGUUAAUCAUCGAUUGUCAAGCCGAUGGCGUACCCAAGCCCACAGUCGUCUGGAAAAAAGCUACCGGGAGUAAAUCUGGUGACUACGAAGAGCUAAAAGAAAAAAUACACACGAAAGUACUUAGCAAUCACUCGCUGUUGCUGCAAAACGUCAAAGAAGACAAACAAGGAUACUAUCUCUGUCAGGCUUCCAACGGUAUAGGAAACGCGAUUGGAAAAGUGAUCCAAGUCAACGUUAAAUCUUCGCCACUGUUUUCGUCGACUUCAAGAACGGUUUCUACCAAAGAAAGAGACACGGCCACUUUGCAGUGUAACGUGACGGGUGACCAUCCGAUCGAAGUAAAAUGGUUUAAAAACGGGAAAACCGAUACGAUGACGUCGAGCAAAUUCCGACUUAUAGAACGACAACAAACGUUUGGUGAAAAAGUUAUUGCUUCAUUGCAAAUCAGCAACGUACAAGUAGACGAUGGUGGUUCGUACGUGUGUCAAGCAAGUAACAUGUACGGCAGAGACCAGCAAUUGGUGCAAUUGUACGUUCAGGAGCCGCCAAACAGACCUAAUGAYUUGAGGGUGAUCACUGUGACUAGUACGACGAUCAACGUGCAAUGGGAACACAAUGGCGACCAAACAUCCAAAUAUAUUGUACAGCACAAAAAGGCCGACGGUUGGUGGGACCCGACCGAGGUGAAUGGUAACGUCCGUACGGCACUCGUGAGCGGACUGCAACCAGCCACCAAAUAUUUGCUAAGAGUGAUUGCUGCCGGUGAUGCCGGCUGGAGUUCAGCCAGUGAAGAUUUGGUGGCGAUCACCAAUCCCGAACGACCCAGUGGCCCACCGACAAGAAUCGAAGUUAGGUCUUUGUCGUCUACGCAAUUACUCGUCACUUGGUCACCACCUCAGAAAGAUCAGAGGAAUGGAAUAGUGUUGGGGUACAACAUCGGUUUCGUAGAAGCGAGUUAUCCAAUUUUAGUGCCAUCCAGUUAUCCACUUGACGUGCAUUGUUCGUCGCUGGGCUCACAGACGUUACAAAUGUCUUGGAAACACCCAGAAAUGCAACAUUGGAACGGAGUGAUCCAAGGAUAUGUGGUGACUUAUGACUCCAUAGAUAGAGACGAUGACAUCGAAAUUGGCAACCGGAGAACACCGUCGCUAACCAUCGUCCUAACUGGACUUCACAAAUACACUAAUUACACACUUAAGGUCGCCGCGUACACUCGGAUCGGAACCGGUGAAAACUCCAAGCCGAUCACGUGUUGCACCGAUCAAGACGCUCCCGGACCGCCAGAAGAUAUAAAAAUCGCCGUAGCUUCUGCACAAUCGUUGACAGUUUCCUGGUCCCCUCCAAAGUAUUCAAACGGCAUUCUCUUGCGAUACAAUUUAUACACCAGAGUUAUGAAAGGCGAAGAGGAGUUAAACCACAUGAAGAGAACGUUGCCAAGUCAUCAUCUAACGUAUGAGACCAAAGGAUUACAGCCACACUUGGAAUACCAAUAUUGGGUGACAGCGUCCACGAAAAUAGGCGAAGGUCAGAGCUCAAAAAUAGCAACACAGAUAUUAUCGACGACCAAAAUUCCCGCGAAAAUCGUUUCGUUCGGUGGUCUGAUUGAGAGACCCUGGAGGACGUUCAUAAAACUGCCUUGCACAGCCGUUGGCCAGCCCGCCGUCAAGAGGCAGUGGCUAAAAAGCUAUAGGGCCAUUCAGUCUUGGGACGGUAACUUGCAAGUGACAGAAAACGGUGACAUGACGAUCACGUCCCUCCAGCGAUCGAACAGUGACAACUACACGUGUCAUGUGGAAAACAUUCAUGGAGCCGAUGAGAUAAUCUAUCAAAUAAUCGUUCAGGUGCCCCCGGAACCACCAAUCUUGUACACCGCUCGUGCAACAAGUUCCACUCUCGUGUUCCACUGGCGGCUGUCAUCCAACGGCGAUGCACCAAUCACUGGCUACACCAUGACAUAUCACAUGCACCCCAGAGGACCGUAUCGACAAGUGUCGAUCCCUAGACACACGACGUCGUACUAUUUGAACGACUUGGCGUGCGGCCAGACCUAUCAAGCGCACAUCGUGGCCAAYAACAAGGUGGGCAGCUCCACGCCCAGCGCCAUGGUAACGGCCAAGACGAAAGGUGGCAGACCCGGAGUGCCGAAAAAAUCGCUGUUCCUGAAGCCCAACUCCACAUACCUGCGGUUGAACUUAGAAGCCUGGCCAGACAACGACUGCUCGAUCGACAGGUUUGUYGUCAGACACCGACCGAUGUUACAACCGCACUGGACCACGACCGCCGACAACCUAAGAAACCAGAGGAAAUUCACGAUAACCGGGUUGAUGCCUGCUACAGAGUACCAAUUGCAAGUCGAGGGCCACAACGCCGCCGGGUCGACGUUGGCGGACUAUUACUUUUUCACGCUGACUGAAAACGGAGAAGAGCCUCCGCCGGAGCUGGUCGAGAAGAGUCAAAUAUCUCGCCCGUUUUACUACAUGGACAUGAAAAUGGCUAUUCCAGUAUUGGGCACGUUCGUCGCUGUUCUAGCGGUCGUUUGCACAGUGUUUGUCUGUUUGAAAAGAAAACGGGAUAGCGUCCCUGCGCAGAACGCCACAGACACGCGGGACAGGAGGAGUGCGGAAAAUCAGAAAUAUUACGCGACUAUCCACAAAGUGGGACUGACCAAUUCAGAAAAAAUUCCGGAGACGUCGGCCGACAUAUCGCCGUACGCCACGUUUCCGGUGGACCAGACACAACGCGGAUCUAUGCCAAUGCUGCACAACCUCACACUCCGCCAGCAAUCCGUCCACGAAAAUUAUGCGCCACCCUCGCAYCCACCAAAGAUGUUCAAAAACAGACACGACAGAUCGGCUCAAGAUUUGUACGAAAAGCAUUCCGCACACAAUAUGGAUGAUGAUUCGGAUUCUGAUGUCGAUCAAAAUAUGACGUCAAGUAGGAUUGAAUCGUCCAAUCAUCUGAACAAAACAAAACUUACAAGUUUCAUAUACAGCCGAGCACAGUCCAGUACUUCAUCAGACUUAUCUCCGCCACCAACUGAACAAAAAUCACUGCCGAGACGAACACAGACUAGAUGGUUUCCGACCAACAGAUCUAAAAGGUCUUCAUCGAUGGCCAACACAUCAUUGUUUCCCACGACCAGUGCACGCCGAGCAGAGACUGACAGCAGCAACUCGGACACUUUGAAAAAACUCAACCUGGGCAAGUCGACACUAUGGUCGAGACCUGUGUCCAACAACAACCCACAAAAGCAUUCAGAUUAUUCCAUAGCCGUUUAGAUAUUGGUACCUACACUUAAUAAAUAAAAUAGAUUUGUUAUUACACUUUUUUUUUUUGUUAA
Messenger RNA from Diuraphis noxia (Russian wheat aphid), 5540 nucleotides. It is a transcript of the gene Dscam2, whose product is annotated as Down syndrome cell adhesion molecule 2. The record is from RefSeq and is a predicted model, not a curated record. Gene Ontology annotation, molecular function: protein binding. NCBI's taxonomy places the organism in Eukaryota, Metazoa, Arthropoda, Insecta, Hemiptera, Aphididae. Gene Ontology annotation, biological process: cell-cell adhesion.